CAUGAAGCUGCUGAGAUCAGUUUGGGUUGCAUCUUGCACGCUUUUGUUAGACCCUGAUUAAUGUCUUGCAAAAUGUUUGUGUUUGACCAUCUAUGGUUUACGUGUCGUUCAAGAAAAGGAGAAAUGUAAAAUUAAGAAAUUUGGCUACCUCUUCUUUCGUUCUACAGCAUUGAUUUAUUGCUUCUCUUGUGGAAUUUUUCGGAUGUUUUAAUGUUUAAUAAAUACUAUAUGGUUUUCCCACUGAACAUCUUUAAACUCGGAUAAAAACAAAGCAUCUCGCUCCCUCAACAAUGCGAGCAUUGACAUCUAUGGUGUGGUGCCAUGGGAAUGACUACGGGCCGUAAGCAAAUGAGUUCCAUGGGCUUUGAUAAGCCUAUAGGGCUCAAUUUUCAGCCCAAUCAAUCCAUAAGAAGCCCCGUGCUGCUCAAAUUUCUGGAGAGACCCUACGUUACAUGUCAGCCCUCACAUAUUCAUUUUACCGCGCUCUCUAACUCGCUCCCGCUCGACUUCUGAAGUUGUGCGUUUCGAGAGCUCCUUUCUCUUGGUGAUCUGUUCUCUGAAUCAGGACAGUGAUUACGUCCCUGGACAGUGUUGCUCCACUCGCUUAUUUCACCGGACACCUCACGACAUUAGGAGAUGGAUACCUCAAACCCUGCAGUUUUUGUUAACGCAGAGCUGCUGCGAUUGUAUGUUGGUCGUAGGGUGCGGGCAGUGAUACAGGUUUUGCAAUCUGAUGGUGGAGUUGUUAUGGGGAAAUCUACUGAUGAGAAUCAGAUAGUUGUCAAAGGCUCUCCGCCUGCCCCCCUCUCAAAAUUUGUUGAGAUUGUUGGUAUCGCUGACAGUGAAAAAUCCAUCCGUGCGGAAGUAUGGAGCAACUUUGGUGACUCAUUUGACACGUAUACAUACAAUCAGCUGUGUCAGCUUGCAAAUGGGGAAUUUAAACACUUGUUCCUCUGAGGUACGAGGAGCUUACUUUUUUAUGCAACUAGAAAAUGCUUCCCACUCGAUGGCAGUUUAAAGUAAAGAGGCGAUAAUGAUGUAUGGUAUGGUAGCCAGGAAUCAGUUUUUGCAGUUGGACAAUCAUAAUGAUCUAUCUUGCUUGAACCCUUGCGGAUGAACCUCCUGUUUAUAUUUAAGUUUUCCUUAACCUUCGCGUAAUUGAAGUUAAUUGUGCUAUCUGUUGAAAUUUUCAAACAUGCUUCAAACAUUCAACGGUGUUUGAUUAUGGCUAUAGUAUGAUUUGCAUACUAUAGACUAUAGUAUGAUUUGCAUCCUCCA
Carya illinoinensis is the source of this 1278-nucleotide messenger RNA. Its product is annotated as replication protein A 14 kDa subunit B-like. The coding region runs from base 637 to 957 and encodes 106 amino acids. Lineage: Eukaryota; Viridiplantae; Streptophyta; Magnoliopsida; Fagales; Juglandaceae. Gene Ontology annotation, biological process: DNA recombination; DNA repair; DNA replication. The record is from RefSeq and is a predicted model, not a curated record. The transcript is spliced from 4 exons. Gene Ontology annotation, cellular component: nucleus. Gene Ontology annotation, molecular function: DNA binding.